Humulus lupulus (European hop) is the source of this 1449-nucleotide messenger RNA. RefSeq names its product WAT1-related protein At5g40240-like. Gene Ontology annotation, molecular function: transmembrane transporter activity. Gene Ontology annotation, cellular component: plasma membrane. The coding region runs from base 43 to 1146 and encodes 367 amino acids. The transcript has 7 exons. The record is from RefSeq and is a predicted model, not a curated record. NCBI's taxonomy places the organism in Eukaryota, Viridiplantae, Streptophyta, Magnoliopsida, Rosales, Cannabaceae.
AUACACAUAUAGAGAGAGAGAGAGAGAGAGAGAGAGAGAGAUAUGGAGAAUUGGGUGGCCUUUGUGGGAAUGGUUAUGGCGAUUUUGGCUCAAGCAAGCAACAUGGUAGUGACAAAAGUGGCCAUGUCAGAUGGAACAAACAAGUAUAUCUUGGCUCUUUACUCUAAUGCCAUCUCUGCCUUUAUUCUUCUCCCUUUUGCCUAUCUUUUUCACAGAUCUUCACACCUCCCUCCCUUGACCUCUUCCAUAGUCUGCAGAUUCUUCUUUCUUGCCUUAUUUGGGUGUUCAGGGCAGAUUUUUGGUUAUGUGGGUAUAGACUAUAGUUCUCCCACACUUGGAACAGCCAUGCUUAAUCUCAUCCCAGCUUUCACUUUCAUACUUGCAAUCAUCUUCAGGAUGGAAACUAUAGAUUGGAGAAGCUCAAGUAGCCAAGCCAAAUGCUUGGGGACAUUAGUAUCCAUAGCAGGAGCGUUUACCGUGACACUAUACAAAGGCCCACCAAUUAUACAAAAACUUUCUCUACUUCCCAAUUUACCCAUUCAACUUCUAUUCUCAUCACAAUCAGAAUGGGCCCUUGGAGGUCUUUUCCUUGCAGCAGACUGUUUUCUCUCUUCUCUAUGGUACAUUUUGCAGGCAUCAACUCAGAGAAAGUACCCAGCUGUGCUAUUGGCAGUCUUAUAUCAAAUCUCAUUUUCAGCUCUUAUGGCUGCAGUUUUUUCUCUCAUUGUGGUCAAAGAUACAAGUGCUUGGAAGCUAAAACUUGACAUGGGUUUGGUUGCAAUUUUGUACACUGCAAUUGUGUCAAUUGUGAUCCGUUACACCCUAAUUACAUGGUGCGUGUGGAAAGCUGGGCCACUAUAUUGCUCUAUGUUCAAGCCUCUAGGGAUUAUAUUCACUGUUCUCUUGGGUGCUAUCUUCUUGGGAGAGUCCCUUUAUCUUGGAUGUUUGGUAGGGGCAAUUAUAAUUGUGAGUGGAUUUUAUGGGGUGAUGUGGGGAAAGGCCAAAGAAGAGAAGAUGGAGAAAGAGGGUGGUGGUAGUGGUGGGGUAGCUGAAGCAAAUCCACAUGGUUCGGAAUUAUUGUUUGAUCACAAGGUCCCUCUUCUCCAAAACUUACCACAGUUAACAAACAAAAAAUUACCACUAUAGAAUAUCACAUGAGACAUAGGUGUACAUGUAAAUAUAUUCCACACAUUUAAGUAUUCAGUAUUUAAAUGAUAGUUCAUGGUGUAAAAUGUGAUUACUUGUAGUUCAAGAAUAGAUAUUCUUCGUCGGGACGGAACUCUGUGAAAAUUCUACCUCUAAAUGAGGAACGUGAUAGGGAUGGACACAAUUUUUUAUCCCCAAAUAUGUUAAAUGAGGCAGGAGUAGGGAACAAUUCCCACCUCAACGGGCCUCAUUUGAAUUUUUAUUUGUUUUUUAAUAUUUUUUUAUGUAUUUCAUAUUUUUUUU